Messenger RNA from Closterium sp. Naga37s-1, 2554 nucleotides. NCBI's taxonomy places the organism in Eukaryota, Viridiplantae, Streptophyta, Zygnematophyceae, Desmidiales, Closteriaceae. The record is from the annotation of a GenBank genome assembly.
AUGUGGGAGGAGGAUAGAAGCAUGUGGGAGGAGGAUAGAAGCAUGUGGGAGGAGGAUAGAAGCAUGUGGGAGGAGGAGGAUAGAAGCAUGUGGGAGGAGGAUAGAAGCAUGUGGGAGGAGGAUAGAAGCAUGUGGGAGGAGGAUAGAAGCAUGUGGGAGGAGGAUAGAAGCAUGUGGGAGGAGGAUAGAAGCAUGUGGGAGGAGGAUAGAAGCAUGUGGGAGGAGGAUAGAAGCAUGUGGGAGGAGGAUAGAAGCAUGUGGGAGGAGGAUAGAAGCAUGUGGGAGGAGGAUAGAAGCAUGUGGGAGGAGGAUAGAAGCAUGUGGGAGGAGGAUAGAAGCAUGUGGGAGGAGGAUAGAAGCAUGUGGGAGGAGGAUAGAAGCAUGCUCAACCAUCUUCAUCCUCCUCUGCCCUUACCUCUCUUCCUCCUCUGCCCCUUCCUCUCCUCCUUCGCCCUUUCCUAUCGGCCCUCCUCUCCCGUCCACUCCUGCUGCGCGGCCGUGCGUGCGUCAGCUCGUGUCAUACGGCCAGCUUGCCACGGCUCUCAAGGAGGCGGCCGGAUCCACGGAUCAGGUGAGCUCACGCAUGCCAUGGCCGCCCGGGUCAUGGAUCAGGUGAGCCCACGCAUCGCAUGGCUGGGUCAUGGGUCAGAGCAGAAGAAGCGGCAGCAGCUGGUGGCGCUUGUGUUCCCCAAGCUCGCUGUGUACAACUCCGUGGACCCCUCUCUCGCCACGGCUCUGCUGCUCGUCAGUGCCCACGCUGCUGCUGCUCCCACAGCCCGACCACCACCAUCUUUUGCCCCUGCUGCGUUGCAUGCUCUGAAUCUCCAGUCGUUCACCUCUCAUCUGCUGCAAGGGUCGUCGGACGUGGUGGUGCUGCGCUACUGCUACUACUUCCUCGCUCGCAUCCUCACUGAGAGCGCCGCUGCUGGCAGCUACAACGAGGGCGGCGGCGUGCCCACCCCCAACUGGGACACCUUGGCUGACGUCUCUGCCGGUGCCCAAACCCUCUCUCUCUCCCUCUCCUUCCUUCCUCAUGCCACCCGCGCCUGCAAUCUGGCAAGCAAGCCUGCUACUCUCACACUUCUCCUCAUGACGCCUGUUGUGCUCUCCCUCAACUUCAAUCAGUACCUGCACUGCACUGCCACUGUUCUGCGCUGCUUGCAUGUCGUGCUGCUGGCAUGGUGCAUGGCAGAUGGGUCACAAGCUGCCACACGGGCGGAGCUGCUCUCUCUCAUACUCUCUCGUCUCGCCACUGAAGCAUCCACUCCUGAUGUCGCUGGUAUUCGCCUCACUUACUCUGCUACUCACCAUUGUAUCAUAAUCUGCUUUGCCACCACCCUCUCAUUUUCACGUACACCCUGCCAGCCCACCCUCUCUUCCACAACAUACCCCUGCCUUUCCCUGUCCCGCCUUGCCCUGCCUGCCGUCCCUGUCCCGCGCGCGGCCCUUCCCCUGGCAGCGCAUGCGCGGCGCAUGGCGGCACUGAAGGCGCUGGCGUGUGCGCCCAUGGCCCACCAGGACGCCUAUGCUGCCCUCGUCCGCAUCAUUCUCGCCAUCCUUGACUCGGUGCGACCCCGCUCUCACUCCGAUUAUAGGGCCUUUCUCAUCUCUCUUGUUCUGGAAUCGACGGGCUUGCUACUGCACUACGCUGUUACCCUUGCACCUUGUUUCGCUCGCUCAUUUACCAUCACACAUUACAACCCGAGUGCUAUUAAGCUCUCUUGCUCUGCAGAGGGGCUCUCCUUGAGUCUCAUCUCCUGCACCUCCUUCCCCCGCACCGCACCUCCUUCCCCCGCACCGCACCUCCUUCCCCCGCACCGCACCUCCUUCCCCCGCACCGCACCUCCUUCCCCCGCACCGCACCUCCUUCCCCCGCACCGCACCUCCUUCCCCCGCACCGCACCUCCUUCCCCCGCACCGCACCUCCUUCCCCCGCACCGCACCUCCUUCCCCCGCACCGCACCUCCUUCCCCCGCACCGCACCUCCUUCCCCCGCACUGCACCUCCUUCCACCGCACUCCACCCCCUUCCCCCCGCACUGCACCCCCUCCCCCCUUACCGCACCCCGUUCCCCUGCACUGCACCGCACUGCACCGCGUGGCAGGUAACGGAGGACCGGAAGAAGCGGCGGCGGUGGAGGGAGCUGCUGCGGCGGGGCGCCAAGGCGAAGGACGCGGCGCUGCGGGGCAACCUCUUUGGCGCCGCGCUCUCCGCGCUGCGCCGCCUGCCACUCGACCCCGCCUCCGACGCCUUCGUCGAGCGCGUCGUGCUGGGGUGAGUGGUUCAGAGUGGUGCUGGGCAAGUGGUGAUGGGGUGAGUGCAAUGGAGGGCAGUGCCUCCUGUCCAACUGCUCCUCGCACACUCCUACCCCCUCACACCCCACUUGCUCCUCCUUCUGUCUGCGUGUACGCUGCCGUGCUGUGCGGUGUGUGGCAUGGCAUGCGCUGUGACACGGCCAGCAUAGGGUGUGGGGAUGCAGUGGGGCUGCGCCAUGCGCUCUCCAUGGCGGCCGACAUCGCCCUCGUCAACCCCCUCGCCCUCGCCACCUCCAUCU